AUGUCAGAGAUACAGCGACAGCCUCGACGAUUAUCAACGGAUGGAGGUGCAGACGACGGAGAUCAGUCAGAUGAUGCACGGAAUGUAGAGAAUGGUUAUAGCACUCCAGCGACUGUUACAACACGCACUUCGUAUCAUUACAAUAGACGUUCACAUUUAACGUCCACAACGAUGAACAGCGCCUAUGCGGAGCAGACUUUUCAAUUUGAUAGCUUCGUUAUACAAGUAACAAGCGAUCACAUUCUUCCAUCGCUGUGCCAUCAUGAAGGCAGAGGUGGAUCGGUGCAAGAUUGUAAGGUUUGCGAAUACAAUGCCAUAUUGAGCUUACCUCAUCUGCCUGAGAUGGUUUUCCCGAAUAACGUUUUGAUGAUACAAGAUACAACGCGUCCAAAUAUAAAGCUGUCUUUCAAUGCUUUGGAUGCCCUCAAAAUGGUUAACGCAAACACAUUGCCGGACGUGCAGGUUGGUCCAAGUGCCAUUUGGCAACAAUCACGUAUGGGUUGUGAUGUGGUACGCAAGUUUGGUAAUCCCUUCGACUGGACCUAUUCAACGGAUUAUCAGGGCAGUGUCGAGGGUUUUAAAGUGGAAUCAACCGAUGAGGCGAUAGAUAUGGAGAAAUUAACUCGGCGUGAUCCGAUUCAUUUCUAUUCACAGGUUGCGCUCUAUGAGGAUGAGUUGGCUGAUCAUGGUUGUGCACAGUUGAGUGUUCGAAUUCGUGUAAUGCCAUCGUGUUUCUUCCUUCUGUCAAGAUUCUACCUACGUGUUGAUAACGUUAUGGUACGUGUGUGUGACACACGAGUUUAUGGAGAGCACAAUAAAGGUUAUUUUAUAAGGGAAUGGUCAAAGCGAGAGGCAAAAUACACCGAACUUUCACCAUUGGUUUAUUAUCUUUAA
Anisakis simplex (herring worm) is the source of this 894-nucleotide messenger RNA. Lineage: Eukaryota; Metazoa; Nematoda; Chromadorea; Rhabditida; Anisakidae. The record is from the annotation of a GenBank genome assembly.